GCCUCGUGGCCUUUGGGCUCUCGCGGGACCGGGCUCGUCCGCGAUACUACUCGCGCCAGGCUCUGUGCCGGACGAGCCGCGAGCGGCGCGCGGCACUCCGAACACCCGCGGCCCGGCCCGACCCGCGCGCUACAGCUGGCUCAGCGAGAUCAGCUCGGCGCAACCCGGUGCGAGGCGAUCCCCUGCGGCCGCCGGCUAGCGCGCGCCCGAGGCGGGGCUUGGCCGUCGCGCCCGUGAGGAGGCCGACGACGCCAUGGUCGAGGCCAAGGACCGCGAGUGCGAUGGCGCCGACCGGGACGACCCGGGACUGCAGCGGAGGCUGUCAGGGGGGCUCGACGUCGCGGACACCCGUUCCCCCGAGAAGCAUGCGCUUGUCGAGCCCGCCAAGUGCCCCGGGCUGAUCGCAGCCAACGGCGACAAGCACCUGCUUCAGCAGGGGAAGGAGCAGUGGACGCCGACGACGCCGACGGACGAGAACAAGAAGGCCUUUUCGCAGAAGCGGCAGUUCCUGGCGUGCGCCGCGGUGCAGACCAUGGCGGUGCUGGGCGGGCUCGCCAUCGCGCACAGCUCCAGCCUGCUGCCCGCCCUGUCCGGCCCGGACAGCGAGGUGCCCAUCACGCCGCAGCAAGGAGCCUGGAUCGCCAGCUCGCUCGUCCUCGCCGUGCCGCUGGGCUCCAUGCUCGGCCUGCUCCUGAACGACGUCCUGGGCCGGCUCACCCUCAUCAAGAUCAUCGCGCUGCCCCAGGUGCUCGGGUGGGUGCUCGUCGCGACGGCCGGGUCGCUGGCGCAGAUCGUCGGCGCCCGCUUCAUCCUCGGCACGGCGCUCGGCAUGUCGCACAGCUUCACGACGCUGUACAUCUCCGAGGUCGCCGACAAGGACAUCCGCGGCGGCCUCGGGGCCCUGGGCACUGCGCUGGCGUCCCUGGGCAUCCUGCUGUGCUACACCAUGGGCGCCUUCCUGGACUGGCGGACGCACGCGUGGGCCAACUGCUGCCUGCCCGUGCUGCCGCUGGCGCUGCUCUUCACCCUCGCCACCGAGAGCCCCGUGUGGCUGAGGGAGCGCGGCCGCGACGAGGAGGCGGCCAGGGCGUCGACCUUCUUCUACGACGACCCGACCAAGGUGCUGUCCGUGGCCAAGGCCGGCGCCGACAAGAAGAAGGCUAAGGCGAUGGGCGCCCGCACCUGGCGCGCGCUCUUCACGGAGCCGCGGGGCUACAAGCCCUUCGUCCUCAUCCAGGCCGUCUUCAUCAUCCAGCAGCUCGUCGGCAUCUACAUCACCAUCUACUACGCCGUGCCGCUCUUCAUGGAGACGGGCUGCACCCUCGACCCCUACCUGGCCUCCAUCCUGAUCGGCGUGGUCCGCCUGGUCGGCUGCACCUCCGUGUCGUGGGCCAUGAGGCGCCUGGGCCGGCGGCCCCUCAUGCUCGCGUCCUCGGCGGGGCAGGCCGUCGCCAUGGCCACCUCGGGCUACGCCACGGCGCGCAUCCUCCAGG
Molecule: messenger RNA, 1493 nt
Organism: Frankliniella occidentalis (western flower thrips)
Lineage: Eukaryota; Metazoa; Arthropoda; Insecta; Thysanoptera; Thripidae
Product: facilitated trehalose transporter Tret1-2 homolog
Biological process (GO): transmembrane transport
Cellular component (GO): membrane
Molecular function (GO): transmembrane transporter activity
Source: RefSeq, a predicted model, not a curated record